This is a messenger RNA of Wasmannia auropunctata (little fire ant), 3837 nucleotides long. RefSeq lists its product as uncharacterized. The record is from RefSeq and is a predicted model, not a curated record. NCBI's taxonomy places the organism in Eukaryota, Metazoa, Arthropoda, Insecta, Hymenoptera, Formicidae. Bases 195 to 2705 code for a protein of 836 amino acids. The transcript is spliced from 2 exons.
GAGAGAGAGAGAGAGGGAGGAGGGAGACAACGGAUCCGCGCUUCCCCGGGCGAAUCCGCGUGCGUGAUUGAGCCUGAUGCUUCCAAAAACGAGGGACAGGUGACCAAGCAAGCGUCUUCCAGACGAGCGUCUUGAGAUAAGCUUUCCCGAGCUCCGAGUGAAGAGGCUUCGAGCAGAAGCGCGAGAACGAAACGAUGUUGAGCCUACGGCGAAGGCACUCCCGGUGGCGAAUGUUGCCCGUCUUGCUGCUUCUCGGGAUGAUCUGCGGCGGCGAGCUGGCGCCUGUACGCGUACCUGAGGAAACACCGUCGACGUCGUCGUUGUCGCCGUCGUCGUCGACGCCCAAGAAGAAGGACAUCGGCUCACUGAGCGACUACUGGCAAGCGUGGCUCCUGGUGGACACGCAGGGCGGCCUACAAUCCGGCCUCGACUCCGCCACUCUCCUGCGAAGGAUAACGCCGAAGAGCGUGUUCAUCGCUCCGGUGUUACCAGAAUGCGCGGAGGGCUAUCACGCGGACAAGAUGGGCAGGUGCGUGAAGAGUAUAAGCAUCAACGCGACCGCGCACAAGGACUUCAUCCUCGAGCGGCUCAAGCUCAUGUUCGCUAAUCCGCCGGCCUCCAAGAACGAGAAUAAGAAAUCGACCGGUCCUCUGCAGCUCAAUAUCCCUCUGGUGCCCGACGUCGAGCCCCAGUCGACGGAGGUCGAGUUCGAGGAGACGUUCUCGACGAAUCUACCGGACGCGGUGUCGACGUGCAACGAGACUGACCUGGCGGCGGGCGAGGAGAAGGCGAAGCCACACGAGACGAAUCUGUACGACGUGAAGAACGACACGACCUUGGACGAGGAGGAGUCGACGUUUUUUCUCGAGAAUUCCAAUAAUGACGACAUUAAGAAGAUUGAUCGGAAGCCUCCCGCGACGGAAUUUCCAGUAACGGAGUUGAUCGAGGAGACGAACGACACCACUUUCUCAGACGUGGUGGACUACAAGAUCCCGGUGGAUCUGAAGACGCUGUCAAAUUCCUCGGGCGUGAAGAGGGUCAACGCGGAGAGUGACGGCACGGAAGAGAGCGUCUCGACGACAGAGAAGCGGGAGAGCUCCACCGAAUCGUCGCCCACACUGGUGCUGCUGAUCUCGCCGACGAAGCUGACAAAGGUGGACGAUCUGCCGUCGAUGCGGAACGACACCGUCGAGGAAAUCGCGCAGCUGUCCAAUUUCACCUCGGGCACUAACGAGAGCGUCGCCAUCACUGGCGCACCGGACUCCGCGCUUCCGCCUGCCAAGCAACUGACGUCGAUCCCGCUGGACGAGCAGCGCGACAACGAGACGUACGCGGAGGACGAGGUAACUCCGGUGGAGACUGCCAAGCCGAACGACUCGCAGGACGCGGAGUUCUAUGACGAGGAAGAGGAUGACACAGAGGAUUAUCCGUACAGCACGGACGUGCCGGACGAGGAGGAUUCGGCUGAGGAGCUGCUGAAGCACGGCGAGGCCGGCAUGACGAUUCCCAUCACGCGGGACGUCGAGCGACCCGAUCGCCAUCAGCGACAGCGGAACCAGACCGCGGAUCUGAAGGCGCUCGACACACGCGACCAGGUGAUGAUUCGCUUCAACGAUUCCGCGCCUACGGAGGACAAGGACGAGGCGGGGAGUAAUGUCUCCAGCGAGGUCAGCAUCGACGGUGACUUCAUUCUGGAGACGACGCUCUUGGACGUGAACACCGAGAGGCUGCAGGCCACCACCACCACCACCGCCGCCCCUACUACCACCAUCGCCGCCAUCACCACCACCACCACCACCACCACAACGUUGCCGAACGUGACGGAAAAAAUUGUCAGGAACAGCGAGGACGAUUCCGUAGAAUCGUUCGGUAAUCGUAAGAGUCCUGAUGUCAGGCCGCAAGUCUUCUUUUCUCAAGGUCUAGAUCUUUUCCCGAUAUCCGCUAACUCGCACGAGUCGUUUACCCCACAAUUCUCCACGGUGCUCGCGAGGAACAAGAAACCGGAGGCUGCGGCCUCUUCGUCCGAAUCGCUGUUGCACGAUUCGCCGGAGGAAGACCCGACGGUCGAGACACGCACGAGCAACGAGAAACGAUCGAACGUCAAAGGGAGCGUGCUGCAGGAAAGUCCGAAGGACCCAGAGUCAAACGUCCCGGCGAGCAGCUCCGCACGGACGACGAUGAACCUCGACUCGGGCGAGGAUCUGGUGAGAUUUUACGAUUACGUGAGGCAGCCGCAGCAAGACGGCCACGUGAGGUUCCCGUCCAGCGAAGUCAACAGCAUACACGGUCCGAGUUACAAGCAGAACUCGCGCUAUCCCGCGGACGACGACGGCGUCACCAGCACCAAGAGCAGCGUACCCACCCGCCAGAAGCCAGUUUAUCAGUCGGUGUAUUGGAACCCGGUCCGAUCGGAGCACGAUCGCAUCACGGUCGAGGCGGCGACCGGCGACAGGCAGAAUCGGCGACCGGAUCUGAUGCGUUUCUGGAGCAAGCUGCCGCUUAUCAGGGACCCGGCUAUCUAUCCCGCCUACCCGAACAACGAGGCGGCGAGGGUCAACGAGCAGAUCUGGGAAAGCUCUCAUGAUCCAUACGAGCCAGACUUUGGGGGGCAGUCGCGACAGUCGCGAAGGUUGGAUCCCUUCAUGGGGAAAUCGCCGAGGAGCAGGGUGCGAAUGCCGAAGCGGAAGACGCCAAUCGGCGUUUAACUAUCUUCACGUCGCUUUCCUUGAAAGAAAGGUCCAAUGAAAUGUGUUUUGGAACUGUGUGUCAAAUGACUCGGGAAGAAUUUUGAAAAUGCGUCAAGGUAGUUUGCGAAUUGCCGUCGCGUUUAGAUCGCUAUUGUACGAGAGAACCUUGAAGAUAACAUCGAGAGGGAUUGUUGAAACGAAAGACAUUCUGCAGCAAUCUGUUUGAGUUGUCGAAGAAUUCGGUACCGCGUGUAUCGCGCAUGGUAUUUUCUGCUCAGCAAAUAUGUUGCAAACUUCGUUGGAGACUUUGACGAUCUCAGGAGAAGGAGGAAUCCUCUAAGAAGAAUCUAAGUAAUCUUCCCCGGAUAUUGUCUUCCCUUCGUGUGAGAAGAAAACUGGACUCGCUAAGAGCGGAGGGAAAUUCAGAAGCGUACUUAGACGUCCGUUUAUUAAGUUUGCGUCACGUCGCGUCGGCGAUUAAACUCUCAUCCGGGAAAAUCCUUUUCGAGGAAAAUCUCACGCGUGCGUCUUGAUAAAAAAUCUAUGCUGCGCAAUUAAUAGUGAUAAGCGUUCGACAGAGAAAGUAGCGUGGAAGUAGCGAGUAGCGUGUUGGAGCGCAAAAGUAUUUGCGCAAUCGACGACGAAUUUUGUUGCGUUUUAAUCGGACGUGCGGCUUUCUACGGAAAGUUCGAACUGCAUCGUGCAUUUCAAAAUAAGAGGCACCGAUGAGCGUCGGUUGUCACUUGCGAACUCAUUGGCGUAUCCGGCGACAGCGAGAUAUUGAUUGACGUGAAAAAAAAAAUGCGUGUCACUGUGUUUCGAACAGCAAAGUCGUUCGAAUCGAUUUGUUCGAAUUACGACAUUUAACUAGGCUAACAUUUUACGAAACAAGCAAGCGAAAGCUAUGAUUUUCUACGGUACCAUGCGCUAAAAAUAAAGUAAAAAGUAGAAAAAAACACUGCCCCGAAGUAACUUUUAAAUUUUUUUACGAGUGAUUUUUUUACAUUUUUUCGACUGUAGAAAUUAAUAACGAUCCGCGUUUUCGUCACAUAUUUGAUUUGACGUGGGACGCCUGGAUCCCUAUAUUUUUAACUAUCAUUGUUAUUUUAAUAAUAAUAAUAAUCAUUUUCUAAUUUUAUCUUAAUUCUGU